AUGUUCCGGCACAGCGCGCGGCGGCUGGCCGCGGCUUCGGCGGCGGCGGCGGCCCAGGGGACGAGCAGCGGACACACGGGGCUGGCCAUAUCCAAGGCGCAGGGCAUCGCCCGGGGCCUCACUGGAGCCAUCGGAAACACGCCCCUGAUCCGCCUCAACCGGCUCUCGGAAGAAACCGGCUGCGACAUCCUGGGCAAGGCCGAGUUCAUGAACCCCGGCGGGUCGGUCAAGGACCGCGCGGCGCUGUACGUGGUGCUCGACGCCGAGGAGCGCGGGCUGCUGCGCGCGGGCGGCACCGUGGUCGAGGGCACGGCGGGCAACACGGGCAUCGGGCUGGCGCACGUGUGCCGCGCGCGCGGCUACCGCCUCGUCAUCUACAUGCCGGACACGCAGUCGCCCGCAAAGGUGGCGCUGCUGCGGCAGCUCGGCGCCGACGUGCACCCCGUGCCGGCCGUGGCGUUUGACCACCCGGACAACUACAACCACCGCGCCCGCAGGCAUGCCGAGCGGCUCGCCGACAAUGCCGUGUGGACCAACCAGUUCGACAACACGGCCAACCGGCGCGCCCACGUCGAGACGACGGGGCCCGAGAUCUGGGCGCAGACGGCCGGCUCCGUCGACGCCUUUACCUGCGCGACCGGCACCGCGGGCACCCUCGCCGGUGUCACGCGUUUCCUCAAGGACGCCUCGGGCGGCCGCGUCAAGAGCUUCCUUGCCGACCCGCCCGGCAGCGUGCUGCACUCGUACAUCGCCUCGGGCGGCACGCUCGUCGAGCGCGCCGGGUCCAGCAUCACAGAGGGCAUUGGCCAGGGCCGCGUCACCGACAACCUGCGGCCCGACAUUGGCCUGCUCGACGGCUCGCUGCACAUCUCGGACGAGAAGAGCAUCGAAAUGGUCUACCGCUGCCUCGACGAGGAAGGCCUCUACCUCGGCGCCAGCUCCUCCCUCAACGUCGUCGCCGCAAAGGAGGUUGCCCAGAAGCUCGGUCCGGGCCACAAGGUCGUCACCAUCUUGUGCGACGGCGCCUACAGGUACGCCGACCGCCUCUUCUCACGCCAGUGGUUGUCCGACAAGAAGCUGCUCGACGCAAUUCCCCAGCAUCUGCAAAAGUACAUUGUCCUGCCCUAG
Messenger RNA from Hirsutella rhossiliensis, 1128 nucleotides. RefSeq names its product pyridoxal-phosphate dependent enzyme domain-containing protein. Gene Ontology annotation, molecular function: cysteine synthase activity. Gene Ontology annotation, cellular component: cytoplasm. The transcript is spliced from 2 exons. NCBI's taxonomy places the organism in Eukaryota, Fungi, Ascomycota, Sordariomycetes, Hypocreales, Ophiocordycipitaceae. Bases 1 to 1128 code for a protein of 375 amino acids. The record is from RefSeq and is a predicted model, not a curated record.